AAGUCACGCAUGCGCACGGAGGCACUUCCGCAUUGUUCGCUUCCUCAUUGCUGGCUGCGCCCAGUGCUGCGAUUCCGCCAAACUUUAGAAAAGUGUUCAGGAUCUGCAGUGAGGCAGGAUGUCCAAACCUCCACCCAAACCCGCCAAGCCAGGUCAGGUGAAGGUGUUCCGGGCGAUGUUUACAUUUGAUCCUCGGACGCCUGAUGAGCUUUACUUUGAGGAGGGAGACAUCUUAUACAUUUCAGACACCAGUGACAGUAACUGGUGGAAGGGAACAUGCAGAGGGAGAACUGGUCUUAUUCCCAGUAAUUAUGUGGCUGAACAGGCAGAGUCCAUUGACAAUCCAAUGCAUGAGGCGGCCAAGAGAGGGAAUCUGAGCUGGCUCAGGGAGUGUUUGGACAAUAAGGUUGGCAUCAAUGGACUGGAUAAAGCUGGAAACACGGCUCUAUACUGGGGCUGUCACGGGGGACACAGAGAUGUGGUGGAGCUGCUACUUUCCCAGCUGAACUGUGAGAUUAAUCAGCAGAAUAAACUGGGAGACACGGCUCUGCAUGCUGCAGCCUGGAAAGGAUAUUCAGACAUAGUGGAGAUGCUUCUAAACAAGAAUGCGAGGACAGAUGUGUUGAAUAAUGAGAAGAAGACGGCUCUGCAGAUGGCCACCAACGCUCAGUGUUCAUCUCUGCUGAAGAGGAAACAGGGCAGCGUGAUCACGCGCACGCACAGCAAUGCUGAGGAGUAUCUGGAUGAUGAAGAUUCUGACUGAGUCUAAAAGAAGCCUUAAUAACAUUCCAUCACCAAAUAGUGUGUGUGUGUGAGUGUGUGUGUGAGAGUGUGUGUGUGAGAGUGUGUGUGUGUGUGUGUGUAUUUUAUACUAACAGAGAUUGUGAGGUUUUCUUUGUUGUUUUGAUUUUGAAGCUUUAAUAACUAUGCUAAUAAAACACUUGACACGUG
Molecule: messenger RNA, 951 nt
Organism: Silurus meridionalis
Lineage: Eukaryota; Metazoa; Chordata; Actinopteri; Siluriformes; Siluridae
Gene: ostf1
Product: osteoclast stimulating factor 1
Exons: 10
Coding region: 119-763 (214 amino acids)
Biological process (GO): signal transduction
Molecular function (GO): protein binding
Source: RefSeq, a predicted model, not a curated record